Cladophialophora immunda is the source of this 1119-nucleotide messenger RNA. RefSeq names its product Fe-S protein assembly co-chaperone HscB. The coding region runs from base 115 to 948 and encodes 277 amino acids. Gene Ontology annotation, molecular function: ATPase activator activity; protein-folding chaperone binding. Gene Ontology annotation, cellular component: mitochondrion. Gene Ontology annotation, biological process: protein complex oligomerization; [2Fe-2S] cluster assembly. The transcript has a single exon. Lineage: Eukaryota; Fungi; Ascomycota; Eurotiomycetes; Chaetothyriales; Herpotrichiellaceae. The record is from RefSeq and is a predicted model, not a curated record.
UUAUCCUUCUCUCUGCCUGCAACCGUCGAACCCCUUGUGCAAUCAAUUUUAUUGAUAUCCUGCCCCCUCGCCAGCAGGUCACUGGUGAUCCUUUCUCUCAGGAACACUGUAGCCAUGUCAGGAGCAGUGCCGACGCGACAGACACUCCGGCACCUCCGCCGCCUCUGCUUGAUUGACUCACCCACAGCGACGACUGCGCCUGCAACGACGAGAAGGAGACCAAGCCUCUUGCAAUGUUCGCGACCACUAUCGACUCGUCAUCCACGACAAGCAUUUAGCACGUCCGCCAUAUGCCACCAACAGCCUCGAGCGCAGACUCAAGCCGAAGGGCCACCCGAAACGACGGAGCAGCCCAAAGAAGAGGAUGCAACGCUUUCCGCCAGCCCUCUGGACGUGACGAAUUACUACACGCUCUUUCCCCUGACACUCGCGUCAGGUCCGCCGCCUCGGGGCGCAUUCGACAUCCCCCUCUCGCAUCUCCGCCGCGAGUUCCUGCGCCUCCAGUCGCAAUACCACCCGGACAAAUUCCCGCCGGGCACGGCCUCGCACCAGAAAUCCCGCGCGCUCUCCUCCCUCCUGAACAACGCCUACAAGACCCUGUCCGACCCGCUCCUACGCGCGAGGUACCUUCUCCAGCUUAAUCAUGGAAUCGACAUCACGCACGAGGACAACGCCACCCAUGCGGGAGUGACGGACCACAGCACGUUGCUGGAAGUCAUGGAGGCACAGGAGAUGCUGGAGGAGGCGACUACUCAUGACGAGAUCGAAACAUUGAUGAGAGACAAUGUAGAGAGGAUAAGGGAGACGGAGAAGGCGUUGGGUGAAGCUUUUGAAAAGGACGAUGUCGAGAGUGCGAAAAGGGAAUGUAUCAAGUUGAAUUACUGGCGGAGUUUGCACUCUGCGUUACAUGAAUGGGAGCCAGGCAAGGAGGUAAGAUUGGUGCAUUAACUUACCGGGGUGAUUGCAAAAUAUCGGUCUACCUGUAUCGCAAAAAAAAAAAUGAUGGAUGCGAUUGAUUUGCUAUACAGAUCGUGCAUACCCAAUCUACUUCAUAUCUAGCCCUUUUGGCGUAUCGAUACUGGAUCUCUUAUCCAAUUAACAUUCGCAGAUCAAUCCAGC